Phoenix dactylifera (date palm) is the source of this 627-nucleotide messenger RNA. NCBI's taxonomy places the organism in Eukaryota, Viridiplantae, Streptophyta, Magnoliopsida, Arecales, Arecaceae. The record is from RefSeq and is a predicted model, not a curated record.
AUGGCUGUGGAGGCAUGGCCACCUGACCCAACUUAUGGUUUUAUCUCCCUCCCUCUCAACAACUCCAACUUUGACAUCCAGAAGCCAUAUGACUUGCCUGUAAGCGAGCGAUACAGCUUCAUCAAUGGUAUCCACAAGCUCUGGGUCCUGUCCACCGACAAGCCCCACUCCCUGAUGAGCCACACUGCUCCUCGCACUGAGAUUCGGAUACAACAAAAAUAUUAUUUGCACCAGUAUAAUACUAAACCAUUUCAGAUGGAGCUGCUGUAUCCAAGACUUGCUAAUCUGAUCAUAUUCUUGAUUAUUUUUCUCUCCAAGGGUUAUGACUACUCUUCUGGAGUUUGGCAAUUUGAAGGCCGGGCAUGCUUAUGUCCCAAGCGGAACAUCCGGUGUGUGCAUCAUGCAAGUUUUUGGAGCAAAUCGGACGGCUACAACUCUAAUGCUGAGAGUCUACAAUGGUGCACUCAUCUGGUUAAGGUUUUCAUCGAUGGGGCGCUGAAGUUAGUCGUGAAUGACCGUGGAGGGGCCUCGCAUUACUUCAAGUAUGGUGUCUACGCCCAGAAUGACAGCUCCUACUUCAUGGAAUCCCAAUGGAAGCAUAUCAAAGUCCUGAAGUUACCUGAUUGA